GGCCUAAUCCUUAGCUUCUUUCCCAGGGGAAAGGGAAAGAUCCCCAUCUUCUUUUGCCAGUCUCCCUGGAAAUCGGCAAUGUUACUCCCCAGCAAACGUCAAGCCCAUCUCAGUCUUGUUGUUCCUAUGGCGAACCUUCUCUCGACUUCUGAAAGCCUUCACUUCCCGGACUGUGUUCUAUGCAUUGGAUUCCUUGUCUCCUUUUUCUUUCCCUUGGAUAGUAUCACUGCAAGCCUCAUCUUGCCUGUUGCGGGGGUGAUGGUGCUGGCAGUUGCAGUAAAGGGAGCAGAGUUUUGGGUUUUAGUUUUAAGGCCUUCCAUAGAGCAAGAAAAAGUUGAAAAUCAAGCUGCGGGAGGGAGUGUCACUUCCCAAUUGGGAUCAAAAAAUCCAGUAGUUAUUCUUCUGAAGUUGAAGCUGGGAGUGCCUAGAAAGCAUUCCCUCUGCCUUUGUUUAGUCUAACUCAAAGUUCGUCUGAAGUUUUGCAGUGAAGAAUAGGGACGAUGAUAAGGGGCUGGAAAAGCACUUCCUCUACUUUCCUUCAACUUGGUGUCUCCGAAUCCCUCACUUCCCUUCCUUACCUGUACUUUUCUCUUUCUCCUCCUGUUUUCUUUUAUUCUUUCCAAACCCAGUUUUUCUCUACCUCUUUUUCCCGUUCCAAGAAAUCCAAGUACGUAUUUGACAAAAUAGAGGAUGCUUUGGCUUUCUUCAAUCACAUGAUUCGUGCCCGUCCCCGCCCAUCUAUUGUUGAAUUUAAUCAAUUAGUGGUGGUUAGAAUGAAGCAUUAUGAAACUGCUAUUUCUCUGUUGAGACAAAUGGAAUUAAGAGGAAUCAGACGUGAUGUUUAUACUCUCAACAUCUUGCUUAAUUGUUAUUGCCGCUUGCAUCGUUCGGAUAUUGGGUUUACGUUUUUGGGAAAAAUGUUGAAGCUGGGUAUUAAACCUGAUACUACUACAUUUAACACCCUCGUCAAUGGGUUGUGUGUUGAAUCUAAUAUAGGUGAAGCAGUGAUCUUGUUUGAUGAGAUAGUCAGGAAUGGUUAUCAACCUGAAUCGAUUACUUAUAAUACCAUAAUAAAUGGUCUUUGUAAAAUAGGCUAUACCAGUGGAGCUACUAGAUUAUUAAGGAACAUGGAACAAAGAGGUUAUCUACCUGACUCUGUAACAUACAACACAAUUAUUGAUAGUCUUUGCAAGGACCAGCUUGUAACUGAGGCUUUAAACUUCUUCUCUGAAAUGACAGCUAAAGACGUUCUGCCAAAUGUUGUGACUUAUAGUUCUUUAAUUCAUGCCAUGUGUGAUUCAGGCCAGUGGAAGGAAGUUAUGAGAUUAUUGACUGAAAUGGUUGUUAACAAUUGCAAACCAGAUGUUGUCUCCUAUGGUAUAUUGGUUGAUGCAUUUUGUAAAGAAGGGAGGGUUUCAGAGGCUCAUGACAUUGUUGAAAUAAUGAUUCAACAAGGUGUUGACCCCAAUACCAUUACCUAUACUACUUUGAUGGAUGGAUACUGCUUGCAAGGCAAAAUGGAUGACGCUAGAAAAGUUCUUAACUUGAUGAUUAUUAAGGGUUGUGUACUUAAUAUUUAUGGUUACAACAUCUUGGUCAAUGGAUAUUGUAUAUUGCAAAAGAUAGAUGAGGCCAUGAAAGUCUUUCACGAAAUGUCUCCAAAUGGAUUAUUCCCUAACACUGUUACUUACACUACUCUUAUGAAUGGCAUGUGCCAAGUAGGGAGACUUUCUGCAGCACGAGAACUUUUCAAGGAAAUGAGUGCUCGUGGCCUUGUUCCAAACACAAUCACCUACUCUACUUUGUUACAUGGCUUAUGCAAGCAUGGUCAUGUUCAUGAGGCAGUGGAACUUUUUCAUUUUAUGCAGAACAGUGGGAUAGAAGCUAACAUAGUCCACUAUAGUAUCUUAAUUGAUGGCUUAUGUCAAGUUGGGCAACUUAAUGUUGCAAGGAAAUUAUUUUAUGCACUACCAGUCAAAGGGUUACGCCCUAAUGUUUACACUUGUAAUAUCAUGAUCAAAAGACUUUGUGAAGAAAGGUUACCAAAUGAAGCAUUUGAAUUGUUUAGGAAAAUGGGAGUGAAUGGCUUCUUGGAAGAUAGCUGUUCUUACAAUACAAUCAUCAAAGGAUUUUUGCUAAACGAUGAUGUGUCAAGGGCAAUGCAGAUUUUACGUGAGAUGGUUGAUAAAGGAUUUUCUGCAGACUCUUCAACAGCAACAAUGCUAGUGGAUCUAUUGUGUAGAAAUGGAGGAGAUCGAUCUAUUUUUGAGCUACAUCGUAAAAACUGUGAAGAUGAUCAAAAUGUCAACGUGUAAUGACUUGUUAUCCAUCAAUCUUUGUUUAUUAAAUUCUAUUCUAAAAGUUCUUGUUUGCUGCAAAGAAAAACA
Molecule: messenger RNA, 2387 nt
Organism: Theobroma umbraticum
Lineage: Eukaryota; Viridiplantae; Streptophyta; Magnoliopsida; Malvales; Malvaceae
Molecular function (GO): protein binding
Source: RefSeq, a predicted model, not a curated record